CGUCCUUCUUCGGGCUACAGGAAGGCAGAGGAUGAGAUGUCCCGGGCCACGUCUGUUGGAGACCAGCUGGAGGCGCCGGCCCGCACCAUUUACCUCAACCAACCGCAUCUCAACAAAUUCCGUGACAACCAGAUCAGUACGGCCAAGUACAGUGUGUUGACAUUUCUACCUCGAUUCUUGUAUGAGCAGAUUAGAAGAGCUGCUAAUGCCUUCUUCCUCUUCAUUGCCUUAUUACAGCAAAUUCCAGAUGUAUCUCCAACAGGAAGAUAUACCACCCUGGUGCCAUUGAUCAUUAUUUUAACAAUUGCAGGCAUCAAAGAAAUUGUAGAAGAUUUUAAGCGGCAUAAGGCAGACAAUGCAGUGAACAAAAAGAAAACGAUAGUGUUAAGAAAUGGUAUGUGGCAUACCAUUAUGUGGAAAGAGGUGGCCGUGGGAGACAUUGUGAAGGUCAUCAAUGGGCAGUACCUCCCAGCAGACAUGGCCCUGCUUUCCUCCAGUGAACCUCAGGCAAUGUGUUAUGUUGAAACAGCUAAUCUAGAUGGGGAGACGAACCUUAAAAUACGUCAGGGUUUAAGUCACACUGCUGACAUGCAAACAAGGGAAGUAUUGAUGAAGUUAUCUGGAACUAUAGAAUGUGAGGGACCCAACCGCCACCUCUAUGACUUCACUGGAAACCUGCAUGUUGAUGGGAAAAGCCCUGUUCCCCUUGGGCCUGACCAGAUCUUAUUAAGAGGUACACAGCUUAGAAAUACUCAGUGGGUCUUUGGCAUAGUUGUUUAUACUGGACACGACACCAAACUCAUGCAGAAUUCCACAAAGGCACCUCUCAAAAGAUCGAAUGUUGAGAAAGUGACUAAUGUGCAGAUCCUGGUGUUGUUUGGCAUCCUCUUGGUCAUGGCCUUGGUGAGCUCAGUGGGGGCCCUGUACUGGAAUGGAUCUCAAGGUGGAAAGAACUGGUACAUCAAGAAGAUGGACACAACCUCGGAUAAUUUCGGAUAUAACUUGUUGACAUUCAUCAUCCUAUACAACAAUCUUAUUCCCAUUAGUCUGUUGGUGACUCUUGAGGUUGUGAAAUACACUCAAGCUCUUUUUAUAAACUGGGACACAGACAUGUAUUAUCUAGGAAAUGACACUCCCGCAAUGGCCAGGACCUCAAACCUUAAUGAAGAGCUUGGGCAGGUAAAAUACCUAUUUUCUGAUAAAACUGGAACGCUUACAUGCAAUAUCAUGAACUUCAAGAAGUGUAGCAUUGCUGGGGUAACCUAUGGUCAUUUUCCAGAAUUGACAAGAGAACCAUCCUCAGAUGAUUUUUGCCGGAUGCCUCCUCCCCCCAGUGACUCCUGUGACUUUGAUGAUCCCAGGCUCUUGAAGAACAUCGAAGAUCAUCACCCCACGGCUCCAUGCAUACAGGAGUUCCUCACCCUUCUGGCUGUGUGCCACACGGUCGUCCCUGAGAAGGAUGGAGAUAACAUCAUCUACCAGGCCUCCUCCCCAGAUGAAGCUGCUUUGGUGAAGGGAGCUAGGAAGCUGGGCUUUGUCUUCACAGCCAGAACACCAUACUCCGUCAUCAUAGAAGCCAUGGGACAGGAACAGACAUUUGGAAUCCUUAACGUCCUGGAAUUUUCUAGUGACAGAAAAAGAAUGUCUGUAAUUGUUCGAACUCCUUCAGGCCAACUUCGACUCUAUUGUAAGGGGGCUGAUAAUGUCAUUUUUGACAGACUUUCAAAAGACUCAAAAUACAUGGAGGAAACACUGUGCCACCUGGAAUAUUUUGCCACAGAAGGCUUGAGGACCCUCUGUGUAGCUUACACUGACCUCUCCGAGCAUGAGUAUGAAGAGUGGCUGAAAGUCUAUCAAGAAGCCAGCACCAUAUUGAAAGACAGAGCUCAACGGUUGGAAGAGUGCUAUGAGAUCAUAGAGAGGAAUUUACUGUUACUUGGAGCCACAGCCAUAGAAGAUCGCCUUCAGGCAGGUGUUCCAGAAACCAUAGCAACGCUGUUGAAGGCAGAAAUUAAAAUCUGGGUGUUGACAGGAGAUAAACAGGAAACUGCAAUUAAUAUAGGAUAUUCCUGCCGGUUGGUAUCACAGAAUAUGGCCCUUAUCCUGUUGAAGGAAGAUUCUUUGGAUGCGACAAGGGCAGCCAUUACCCAGCACUGCACUGACCUCGGGAAUCUGUUGGGCAAGGAGAACGAUGUGGCCCUCAUCAUCGAUGGCCACACCCUGAAGUAUGCUCUCUCCUUUGAAGUCAGGAGAAGCUUCCUGGAUUUGGCGCUUUCAUGUAAAGCUGUCAUAUGCUGCAGGGUGUCUCCUCUGCAGAAAUCAGAGAUAGUGGACGUGGUUAAGAAGCGGGUAAAGGCCAUCACCCUUGCCAUUGGAGACGGUGCCAACGAUGUUGGGAUGAUCCAGACAGCUCACGUGGGUGUAGGAAUCAGUGGAAAUGAAGGCAUGCAGGCGACCAAUAACUCGGAUUAUGCCAUUGCACAGUUUUCCUACUUGGAGAAGCUCCUGUUGGUCCACGGUGCUUGGAGCUAUAAUCGGGUGACCAAGUGCAUACUGUACUGUUUCUACAAGAACGUGGUCCUCUACAUUAUAGAGCUUUGGUUCGCCUUUGUUAAUGGAUUUUCUGGGCAGAUUUUAUUUGAACGUUGGUGCAUCGGCUUGUACAAUGUGAUUUUCACCGCACUACCACCCUUCACUCUGGGAAUCUUCGAGAGGUCUUGCACCCAGGAGAGCAUGCUCAGGUUCCCACAGCUCUACAAAAUCACCCAGAAUGCAGAAGGCUUCAAUACAAAGGUUUUCUGGGGUCACUGCAUCAACGCCUUGGUCCACUCCCUCAUCCUCUUCUGGUUUCCCAUGAAAGCGCUGGAGCAUGAUACUCCGUUGGCCAGUGGCCAUGCCACAGACUAUUUAUUUGUUGGAAAUAUUGUUUAUACGUAUGUUGUUGUCACUGUGUGUCUGAAAGCUGGUUUGGAGACCACAGCUUGGACUAAAUUCAGUCAUCUGGCUGUCUGGGGAAGCAUGCUGAUCUGGCUGGUGUUUUUUGGCGUCUACUCAACCAUCUGGCCCACCAUUCCCAUUGCUCCAGAUAUGAAAGGACAGGCAACUAUGGUCCUGAGCUCCGCACACUUCUGGUUGGGAUUAUUUCUGGUGCCCACAGCAUGUUUGAUCGAAGAUGUAGCAUGGAGAGCGGCCAAGCAUACCUGCAAAAAAACGCUACUGGAGGAGGUACAAGAGCUGGAGACGAAGUCCAGAGUGAUGGGGAAGGCGAUGCUUCGGGACAGUAAUGGAAAGAGGAUGAAUGAACGUGACCGCCUCCUGAAGAGGCUAAGCAGGAAGACGCCCCCCACUCUCUUCCGGGGAGGCUCCAUCCAGCAGUGUGUUCCCCAUGGGUAUGCCUUCUCUCAAGAAGAGCAUGGAGCCGUUACUCAGGAAGAGAUAGUCCGUGCUUAUGACACCACCAAAAGGAAAUCGAGGAAGAAAUGAGACGUGAAUUGUCCUGAUGGGUCCCAGGAAAGAGAUGCAGUUUGUUGCACCCAGUGUUAACACAUCUCUGUCGGAAGAGACUGGUGUCAGCAGCCAAAACACCACGAAACACAUUUCUGUGGCCUUAGCCAACCAGUUUGUUAGAUGCCCCUUCCCUGGCAAAGCUGGAGUAGACUCCGCAGGGGAAGCCAUUCCGAUCCCUUCCAGUUCGUCGGCAGUGCUUGGCCUAACUUCUGUGUAUGUUAUCAUGAAGCAAUCGGCUCUGCUCUGUGAGGUGUGAAAUUAAAAGCGUUACGUUUCACCAAUAUUUAAACGUCAGUACUAGUUGGUCUGGGAGAAAGGUAAGAGAGUUUUCUGUUGCGUGAGAAGCCCGUCUUGCGGACUCGGAGCAGGGGCACGCUCGCUUCCUGCGUUGUCGACUCACCGCUGGAGUCCGCCAGGCAGCACAUGGGCUUCACGGCAGGCAGCUUGAUGUCUCACUUUGAUUCCUGUUUUGUUUGUCUGAAGUUGGCAUAAGUCUCUUGAUUGCGGUGAAAUCACAGCCAUGUCUGUCAUCGGGGUGAGAGCGCUUAUUCGAACCCCGUGGCCCCAUCCCCAGCGCGCGGGUGCCUCCGGGGCUGUCCGGGCUUCCCUCAUCGCAGACCUUGCGCAUGGCAGACGCUGUGCUCCGUGCAUGGCAGCCGGUGGGCAACCAGCCCAGAUGUGCUCCACGUCUUGUCCUAGCACAGAUUCACAUGUGGAUGCGAGCAAUCGCUUCUGCCACCGCCCUUUCCCCUCCACUAACUAAAGAGAAGAAGCAUGGCUAUCCCGCCUAGACCCAAGUGUUUACCUGCCUCUUUCCGAGGACAGGGAAGCCUGCAGGGCAGUGCACUCCUGCUCUGAUCAGGCCCUCAGUACGCAUUUCCCGACCUCCAGCCCACUGGACCUUGGGCAUCGCUUAAGUCAGACCACACUUGUUUUCUCGGGAAUUCAGAGCCCAUUUUGGAUCUUCACUGUGGGGAAACCAGUGAAUUAGUUUAGUGUGUCUCCCCAGCGAAGGGACACGUCUGUCCCUCUGUGACUCUAAAGUCAGAGAGGAGGAGGAGUGAACCCAGUGGGAGAGUAGGGGCCCUUGAGGCUGGUGGAGGAAGAUGACCGUCAAAGGGGAAGGCAAGAGGCAAGGAACACGGAGACCGCGGGAGGAGGACACAGAGGACGCCUUAGCCACAUCUCCUCGGUAGAAACUGAAAUGAAGCCCAGGCAGUUGUGAUCAUUCGUGCAGGAGGCUAGGCAAGACAUUGACAUGCAGUUUUAAUUGGAAAGAAUUCCAAACGUUUCUAUAUGGAUGAGGUGUCCUUCCUUAUCGUCAGUGGUAGAUACGGGUACCUCUGAAAAUAAAGUGUCCCGAGUCUAAGACAGGAGGAGAAGUGCUGCGUCACUGACUUUCCAAACUGUGGAGUCCCACCUUCUAAAUUUGGAUAGAACUUGUGUGCCCUCAGGCAUGAAUGUGAGCACCUGGAGCCCUUAAUAAAUGGCCAGCCUGGAGGCACAUUCUCUCCUCUCCGCUUUGGUUGCCAAACCAGAUUUUUGGAUGGCUUAACAUAAAUACUUCUGGGCAGCUGUUACUACUUAAAAUGGCACAGUUCUUCUGGGGAUGGCUGUGCUAAAUUGGGAAAUAAAACAAUAGUGCACUUUGCUUCCUCAUCCUUCAUUUUUUGGAGCAUCCACAUCUUAUUUGGCAUUGUAAUGACUUAAAGUAUGAUUUGCAUUGACUGAGAAAACUAAUCCUUUACUUAUAAAGUGACCACGAUCCAGGGAGGGCUUACAGGGAAGCAGAACAAUGAAUUGAACAGGUGAGGCUUAGAAAAUUGCCAUUCCUUCCUGCCCGAGGUGGUAAGCCAUUUUUAAAUACUAGAGCACUCAGCAAAAUGAAUCGCUGAGACUGUCAUGCAGGAAUUACAACCCCCUCCCCUAAAAAAAUGUGCCUGGAAUUACAAUACACAGAGGUUUAGGUCUUUAUUGGACACCCAGAGAGAUGAUGUCCUAAAUACAGAGGAGAAACAAAAAUUUGAAUCAACUGUGUGGUAGGCAUCCCGACUAAAUGGUUUCAUUUGGAACUAAGCCUUCUGGCAAGGGGAACUAAAACUCAUUCUUUGUCUGACACUUAGCUCUUUCUUAAAUUUAAAACCUUCUGAUUUAGAUUUUCAGAUUACAGCAUGUAUAUGUUUUGUUUUGGGCUUUUUGUUUUUUAUUUUGUUUUUUUUUAUGUUAAAUGUGUUUUUUAUGUUAAAUGCAGUCACAUUUUCUGAGACUGAAGUCUAUAUUCCAAUUCUUUUGAGAACCAGACUAAACAGUGUUUGCAAUACUGAAAUAUGUACACAGAAGGAAGCACUAGAUGGGAUACCUUUCUAUUAAUUCUCGUAUAUGAUUAAGCUAUCUGGUAAAUGACUAAAUUGGGCUUCAAGGAGGAGCAGCUGUCAAUCUGUGCGAUGUAUGACAGUUAGCUGUGACCAAUUCGGGGGCCGUGUCAUUUGUCCUGUCUUCAAAUUGAGGUCAGAGUGUCACACAAGCCCCUCCCCAGGGAGCAGGGUGGACUGGAGUAAGUUGCGUACUCUAGCUGUCAGCUCAGUGGAAACGCCACAUGGGACUUGUCACUCUGCCACAUGGUAAGUGACAUGCAGGCUGGCAGGUCAUACUUGGUCAGCACUCUAGAGCCGGCCUCUGGGUCGGGCUAAAACAGCAGGAUCCACAGAGGCCCAGCCUCGGCCUGGUGUCAUACGCAGAUUGCCGAUUCUUGAAUGUGUGCUCCGUUCUGGCUGAGUCUGCAGAAGGAAGAGAGCAGCCAUCGCAUGCGCGUCUCUCUGAGUUCCCCUACGUCCUGGCACCCCAGCAAGGGUGGCCGUGAAAAGUGCACGUUAAAAAGGCAGGGUAGGGAAACAGAAUGGACCAACCAUUUCUGCCUGGUUGCCCAGAUUAGCACUUCAUUGCUAACCAGAAUGGGCGUGAUCAUAAUUUGGGGGUGCGGCUGAUGUGUCCACCUUUUGUCUCUGCAGAAUGUUCAGGACUUCUCGACCAGUGUUAUGUUCACCCAUCUCCCAGCACACAUGUGAUCAUCUAGGGAGGGGAUCGGUAGAGCAUACAAAACCCGUGCUUUGGAGAAGGGAGAUGCUGUUACUUUAAUAUUCGUGGAGUAAUAUCCUAAAAUAUGAACCUGAGUUUUGGUAGAGCAUGGCUGGGAACUCUGUUGAUGUUUUCUUUUCCUUGACAAGGCUGCAGGUCUUGCUGUAGGGAGCUGGCAGUGAAAAUCAGUGAUAACUUGUCAAGAAGCAGUGAAAUGCAAAAAAAAAAAAAAAAAAAGUGAGUAUGAGUAACUAAUGUCUGAAAAUGCAUAUAGACAUAUAUAUUAUAGGCUUAACAAUUGAAUUUUUAAAAGAAAGCUAGAGUCUGUAAUCUCCAUUUGUUAUAACAAUGACCCUUUAUCUCAUUUUUUAAAGAGAAUUUUCUAUCCUGUUUCCGUUUCUAGAGGUUUAUGUUUUAGACCAUAAGUUGAAUAGGAUGUUUGCAAAACUCUGCUAGAGGGUAAGGUAGUCUUUCGUCUUGAACAUGUGAAGGAAGUGCACACAUUCCAGCUGGCGUUUGGCUUACUACCAAGAGUCAUUGUCCCAAGGUAAUUCAAGGAGUGAUUCAGCCUCAGCAUUUGAAAUGUAGACUUCAUCUCCUGGGGUCCAUAAAAAAUGGGAACAGGGAAACUGUGGUUAAGUAGAGCCUGAAAUAAUAACCUGGCAAACAAAGGAGUUUAUUAGGUCAAAGUAAAGGAUGGCAUCCCCUAUCACAUUCGUUGAAUGCUUUCUCCAUACCAAAUCUUGUAGUAGCAAAUUUAGUAGUGAUGGGGAUAGUGAAAGAAAGCGCUCCCUCCUCAAAGGGAAAGCAUACAUCAGUUGGCUUUGUUGCUGGUUCUCCAUUGGCCCAAGACAGUUUGCUGGUCUCAGUAUAGCCUUGGGGGAGAUUAUUUAGCCUCAUCCUGGCCACUUUCCCAUCCUCAGAGGCAACGAGGAUGGUGACAAAGGUUUCUAGUGGGUUGUAGAGGUGAGAGUUUGAGGUCCCCAGAAUAUAUUAAUAAGUAUCCCCAAAAGGAAUAGACAUGGAAUACUCUACCUUAAUGUGUCAUACUCUCUGUUUAUUUUUGUCUCGGCAUCCCACAUUGUCCCACAGUACACAUUUCCUUUGACAUUACAAGAGCUGCAUUGACUGCCAAGCCUCCACUAGCAGUCUGUUGAAAGCUCUCUCUUAGCUUGUUGGGUCUGAGUGUGGCAAACCGGCAUGCCCUCUUCAACGGGAAGAAAAGGCUAUAUGGAGCCAACACAGGGUUGAGAAGCUGUGAAACAAAAGGGGGCAGAAAAGAAGGGCGAGCUCACCCUGUUACCCCACCCCAAGCAUAAUCCAGAGCUGUUAACUCUGACAAACACCUCUGCUCCCCUGACUGAGGGGAGACAAAAGAGUGAUUCUUUUACACCCAGGCUGGCUCGUUUUCAAUGACAAUCUCUUGCCCUAGUUGCCUUAGAGACAUCCACUCUGCUCUUUCUCUCAGGCUCCAGACCAAGAAAAACAUGCUCACAAGAUUAGCCCAUCGGCAUUUCUUCUGACCUGGCUAAAGAAAGAAAGGAGACCUGUUCCUUUUAAAAGUCAGGAACAAAGUGUCAGGUGGCUUUGAUUUAUGACAGAAAUAGGAAGAAGAAAGUUGAGGUAAUAGCGCUAUCCAAAUAACCCUGCCCAGGAACCCAAGGGGUCGAGAGGGCUUAUCAAGAGCCUUUUGUAGGCAAGCUCUUCCGUAUGGCAGAGAAGGGGCCAGAAGGAGGGGGACAGCCUGGAGAUGAGGCUGUGAACUCACUUCCAAUGGCACUGGACCCAGUCAUCCCUAAGGACAGCCAUGCACCUGCGGGUGGAUCAGUAAACACCAAUUAAAACAUGGAAAAAAGAAAAUCUGCCCUGUCAUAGGGUUUCUCUGCUUCCCACAAGAUCCCUGCACAAGUAGAUGCUUUUCGGGUUUUUCAUUAAUGAAAUCAGUGUGUGUGCUGACACGUGCAUUCCUCCGCCGUCCUUCUCCCGCGUUGCCAGUGACUGCUGAGUUCGGAAGUGUGCCUGCUGCUUCCCAGGAGCCUCCCACUGAAGGGCCCCGCUACCAGCUGCAGCCCGGCCAGCUGCAGGGGUGGGGCGCGCAGGGCUCUGCCAGGAGCAGCCAGGUCUGCAGCCCAGGUCUGCAGCCGGGUGCCUCAUCCUUCCUGCAGGUCACUGAAUUGCUGUUUGAAUGCAGCAUCUUUGUGGUGUCUUUCCCAUGCAAGCAAAGCCAUGUGCCCUCCUGUCUGCUGUCACAUCUGUGCUCAGAUUGCUUAAAUAUUGUUUGCGACAGGGAGGUUUUAAUCUGGUUAUGCAGAGGGAAGCGGGGCUGUGGGGGCACGUUUAAUUGGCUCCCAGCAGAGUAGUGAGCGCGUCUAUGGAGUGUGGGGUUUUUUUGUUCCCUCUCUCUCGAAGUGUUACCAUUUUCACGUCCUAUUAAUGUCCUCUGGUUGUUAAAUUACGGCAGCACAUUAUAGCGGAGCUGGGUUCCCUCCUGGAGUGAAUACAAAUGAAGGGCAUUUACUUGUAUUUUUAGAGGUUUUGGAAAAAUGUAGUGAUUUGUGGCUUUGAUCAAUCCUGUUGAC
Nyctereutes procyonoides (raccoon dog) is the source of this 9161-nucleotide messenger RNA. It is a transcript of the gene ATP8A2, whose product is annotated as ATPase phospholipid transporting 8A2. The transcript has 36 exons. The coding region runs from base 37 to 3483 and encodes 1148 amino acids. Lineage: Eukaryota; Metazoa; Chordata; Mammalia; Carnivora; Canidae. Gene Ontology annotation, cellular component: plasma membrane. Gene Ontology annotation, molecular function: magnesium ion binding; ATPase-coupled intramembrane lipid carrier activity; ATP hydrolysis activity. Gene Ontology annotation, biological process: phospholipid translocation; neuron development. The record is from RefSeq and is a predicted model, not a curated record.